Messenger RNA from Punctularia strigosozonata HHB-11173 SS5, 1496 nucleotides. Its product is annotated as MFS general substrate transporter. The record is from RefSeq and is a predicted model, not a curated record. Gene Ontology annotation, molecular function: transmembrane transporter activity. Gene Ontology annotation, cellular component: fungal-type vacuole membrane. Gene Ontology annotation, biological process: transmembrane transport. The transcript is spliced from 9 exons. Lineage: Eukaryota; Fungi; Basidiomycota; Agaricomycetes; Corticiales; Punctulariaceae. Bases 63 to 1385 code for a protein of 440 amino acids.
GGCCCUCGGACUCGGUCGCUGGAACGCUGGUCUUGAGCCGCACUUGCAUCCACACCGGUGUGAUGGAAUACAGUCGUUCUACAUCCUAUGCCCCCAGUACUGCUACCGCGGUGGCGGAGGAGCCCAUCGCGGAGAGGAAGGACAGUCCUUGCGACCUCGAAAAAUCCGGGCCUGUGACCUCCUCUUCUGACCCACCGGAUCCUCUCGCGCCUUACCCUGAAGGUGGCAGAGGGUGGAUCGUGGUAUUAGGCUGCUCUCUUCUGUGUGCAGUAUCAGUUGGUUUUGGGUACGUUCUCGCAUGGGGCGUGUUCCAGUCGUACUACGAGAACCACAUUCUUGUCGGAACAUCCGCCUCCGUUCUUAGUCUCCUUGGAGGCAUGCCGGGCUUGCCGUUCCUGGCAGCUGGUAGCAUCGUUUGGAUCGCGAGCAUGAUCAGCAUCGCUUUCUGCACAGAACUAUGGCAGUUCUUCAUAUCACAGGGCGUCAUGCAAGGCUUAGCCGCUGGGUUGAUAUUUCCCCUUAUCGUCUCCCUACCAUCACAAUGGUUCCUACGACGACGUUCGUUGGCUACAGGCAUCGUCCUUGCAUCCAGCUCAUUCGGGGGUGCCGUCAGCUCUCCUCUGAUACGCGGGCUCCUGUCUGAUCUUGGCUUGCGCAAGACCAUGGCCAUCAAAACCAGCAUGGACGCCAUUACCCUCGCGAUUGGCUUCCUCCUGAUCAAGGAGCGCAAGACUCCCGGUUCCAGGGUUCACGGGCCGGAUGGAAGGCGCCAGCGCAUUACUUGGCUCGAUGGCUCAAUCUUGAAAGAUACCGUGUUUUGGAGUCUGGCCAUGUGCUUGUUCUUUUGCUGCAUGGGUUUCUUGACUCCCAUGUUCUUCAUGACAGAAUUCACAUUACAGAAGGUUCCUGGCAUCAGCAGCAUUCAUUCUGUGCUCCCCUUGACCAUUCUGAACCUCGCUGCUGGGCUGGGACGGAUACUUGUUGGCCACGUAGCCGAUGGCGUAGGAGUCGUCAACGCGCUCUUCGUCGCUGUCUUAGGCUCCGGCCUGGCGCAACUUCUAGUCUGGAACUUCGUCUCCGGGUACGCCGGCAUAAUGGGCCUAUCUAUUACCUACGGCCUUUUUAGCGGCUGUUUCCUUUCUCUCACUUCGCCUGUCGCCGCGCGUUUAUACGGUGCGGGUCGACUCGCUGGCCUCUCCGGUUUGCUCUUCCUCUACGUCGCCCCGGGUCAGCUCGCCGGUGCGACGAUCAGUGGCGCCAUCUAUGCAUCCACCAAGAGCUGGCACGCCGUCAUAGCGUAUUCGGGCGGAAUUCAGAUCGUAGCGGCCGCGUGCUUGUUGUAUGCUCGCUUCAAGAAGGAACCUAGAUUCCUCGCAAUCCUGUAGAACUCGCUGUGCCUAAUGACUGCGCACACUUAGAUGUCACAGUUUAGACCUAGACGCCGCUGCCGGCUAGAUCUCUUCCACGUUUCCCCCUAGAUUUCUCCCACGUUUCCC